This is a messenger RNA of Xenopus tropicalis (tropical clawed frog), 8841 nucleotides long. Its product is annotated as mucin-2. The transcript has 69 exons. NCBI's taxonomy places the organism in Eukaryota, Metazoa, Chordata, Amphibia, Anura, Pipidae. The record is from RefSeq and is a predicted model, not a curated record. Bases 1 to 8841 code for a protein of 2946 amino acids.
AUGGGGUACCAGACUUCUGGCAUCUGGGUAUGGUUGGCUUUGACGCUUUCCUUCUCAAGUGCUUAUGACAUUAUUUCAGGUAGACCUAUCGACCACACUAACUCUAUCUGCAGUUCAUGGGGCAACUUCCAUUACAAGACAUUCGAUGGAGUGAUCUAUCAGUUUCCUGGCACCUGCAACUAUAAUUUGGCUUCGCACUGUGGGGACUCCUACCAUGAAUUUUCUGUCCACAUGCAGCGUGCCAUAGAGGAUGGUAGCCCAGUCAUUCACCAAAUCCUUAUUCAAAUCAAGGAUGUUACCAUUGAAUUGAAGAGAGAUUCUAAGAUGGUGAAUGGGGAAAUUUUUACGACCCCUUACUUUAACUAUGGAGUUUUCAUAAUUAAGAAGGAUGGCUACACAAAGGUGCAUACAAAGAUUGGCCUGACCCUCACAUGGAACGAAGGAGAUUCAGUUUUGUUGGAGGUGGAUUCCAGGUAUCAAAACAAACUGUGUGGACUCUGUGGGGACUACAAUGGCAUGCCAGUCAGUAAUGAAUUCUUUUUGAAUGAUAUGCCACUCAACCCUAUCCAGUUUGGAAAUAUGCAAAACAUCAAUGAUCCUACUUUAACCUGCACAAAUGUAGAUGAGAGCCAGCAAAUGAAUGUUUCCAGUUGUGGGCAUUAUUAUUCUGUUUGCAAAAGUUACCUCAGUCAAAGUGCCUUUUCAUCAUGCCAAGAUCUUCUUGAUGUAACAGAUUAUGUUAUGGCCUGCAUGCUCGAUGUGUGCUCCUGUAGCAGUGCCGAUGUCUCAUGUCUAUGCAAUACAUUAACUGAGUUUUCAAGGCAAUGCACUCAUGCAGGAAGGAGCCCACAGAACUGGAGAACUGAUGACCUCUGUCCUAAACAGUGCCCUGGGAACAUGGUAUACAAGGAAAGUGGUUCCCCAUGCAUAAGUUCAUGUUCUCAUCGUGAAGUAAAAAGCCUUUGUGAGGAACAUGAUGUAGAUGGCUGCUUUUGUCCUAAUGGCACGGUAUGGGAUGAUUACAAUAAUGCUGGCUGCAUUUCAACAAGCAAAUGUUACUGCAAGUAUCAAGAUCAGCUCUAUGCUCCAGGAUCAAAGAUUUUAAAUGAUUGUGAACAAUGCUCUUGUGAUGCAGGAAAAUGGACCUGCACCCAUGGAAUAUGCCCCAAAGUUUGUUCCAUUGAAGGAGGAGCUCAUUUCAAAACAUUUGAUGGGAAAUCUUACAAGUUCCAUGGCAACUGUAACUAUUUGCUAUCUAAGGCAAGGCACCAUGAGACUCACACUAUUGUAGCCGAGCUGACUCCAUGCAAUGCAUUUUCACGGGAGACUUGUCUGAAAACCAUCCAGUUCUACACAGAUGACAAUCAAAAUGUCUUGUCCAUCAGAGCCGACGGAUCUGUUUUAUUAAAUGAUCUCAAAAUAAGCCUUCCUCAAAUUACAGGAACUUUUUCAGUUAUACAGCCCACGGAAUCAAACAUCUUUGUCAAGGCAAAAUUCGGUCUCCAAAUCCAAAUCUCUCUCCUACCACUGAUGCAGCUGUAUAUUAACAUGGAUAAUUCUAAAAAGAAUACAUUUGAAGGUCUUUGUGGUAACUUUAAUCACAUUGAAGGAGAUGACUUCAUAACAUCGGCAGGUAUAGAAGAAUCAACAGCUUCAGCCUUUGCCAACACCUGGAAAAUACAAUCUACCUGCCAAGACUCAGUAGAGGUGUUAAUAGAUCCUUGCAGCUUCAGUAUUGAGACUAAAAUCUACGCAGAUAAAUGGUGCUCUAUGCUAAAAGGUUCAGAAUCCCCUUUUUGGAAAUGCCAUUUAGCAGUUGACCCAGUUGAAUAUUAUAAGAGAUGUGAGUACGAUACCUGCAGCUGUAGUCAUAGUGAAGCCUGUAUGUGCGCAACACUGUCCUCAUAUGCCAGGGCCUGUGCUGCAAAAGGAAUCAUCUUGUGGGACUGGAGGAAAGGAAUCUGUGAUAAAGAAAUUCCCAGCUGCCCAGCCUCACAGAUAUACUUGUAUAACAUCACUACUUGCCAGCCUUCUUGCCGCUCCCUGGCACUUGGAGAAAAAGAAUGUGACAGUAAAUUUACCCCAAUUGAUGGCUGUGGCUGCCCAGAUGGAAUGUAUAUCAAUGAAAAAGAUGGUUGUGUUCCCAUAUCACAGUGUUCUUGCUACCACCAAGGAAUGUAUCUGAGGCCAAAUGAGGUUUUCUACAAAUUAGAUGAACGAUGUUCCUGCCAUGAAGGAAAACUCAGCUGUGAAUCUUUUAUCAAUGAAACGUGUGCCAAAGGGAAAGUCUUCCUUGACUGCAAAAUGCAAAAGAGAUCUUAUGUUUCAUGGCAUAGAAGCUGCCGGACGCUACAUAUUGGACCUGUGGGUACAGGUUGCAUCUCCGGAUGUGUGUGCCCAGAGGGGCUGCUUGAUGAUGGGAAUGGCGGUUGUGUUCAAGAGAGAUCCUGCCCUUGCUCUUAUAAUAAUAACGUGUAUCCUCAUGGAUUUAGGCUUAUUGAGGAAUGCAAAUCCUGCACAUGUGAGAGUGGGCUUUGGUCAUGCAUACAAACACCUUGUUAUGGAACAUGUACCAUCUAUGGGAGCGGCCAUUAUAUUACAUUUGACAAGAAAUUCUAUGACUUUGAUGGAAGUUGUGAAUUUGUAGUUGCUCAGGACUAUUGCGGUGACAGUGCGUCUAAUGGUACAUUCAGAAUAAUCACAGAGAAUAUCCCAUGUGGCACUACUGGAGUAACAUGUUCAAAGUCUAUAAAGAUAUAUUUAGGGAAUACAGAACUGAAGUUAACUAAUAGUCACAUGGAGUUUGGAGAAUCUGCAACUGAAGUGAAAUACAGAGUCCGUGAAGUUGGUCUUUACCUAGCAAUUCAUACAAGCAGUGAUAUUUCCCUCAUCUGGGACAAGAAAACCUCCUUAUUGGUCAGGCUGCCAUCUUCUUACAAGGGCAAAGUUUGUGGUCUAUGUGGAAAUUAUGAUGACAAUUCCAACAAUGACUUCCUGACCAGCCAAUCGAUACAAGCCAGCAAUGUAAUGCCAUUUGGAAACAGCUGGAAGCGUAGUAAUGAUUGUCCUGAUGCAAAUAGUAUUCCCCAGCCAUGCCUCGCAGCACCCCACCGCAGAUCUUGGGCUGAAAAGAAGUGUGACAUUAUUACCAAUAAUAUUUUUGCAAGAUGCCAUAGCAAGGUGGAUCCAAAACCCUACUAUGAUGCUUGUGUAAAUGAUGUCUGCUCCUGUGACACUGGUGGGGACUGCGAGUGCUUCUGCACUGCUGUGGCUGCCUACGCUCAACUCUGCGCCAAAGCGGAUGUCUGUAUUCACUGGAGAACCCCAGAAAUUUGCCCAAUAUUCUGUGACUACUAUAACACUGAUGAGAAUGAAUGUAUGUGGCACUACUUUCCCUGUGGUCCAGAGGACAGAAGCAAGCACCACAACACCAAGUACUGCCACUCACCAUCUGUCACACACCUGGAAGGUUGUUACCCAACUUGUCCAACUGCAAGCCCUUACUAUGAUGAAAUAAAUAAAUCAUGUGUCACUCAUUGUCCCUGCAUUAUCAACAACAUUACCUACAGCUACAGAGAGCGCAUACCUAAUGCUAACCACUGUUUACGAUGCAUUUGUGAUGAAAAUGGAAAAGAGACUUGUUCUAAUAACCGAGAAUGCUGUAGUAUUACUACUGGCACAUCAACAAAAACAUAUCUGUCAGAUACAACUAUUUCUGAACACACUUCAAAAGGAAUCUGUUCUUCUACAAAAUGUGUCAAUGGAUCAAUAAUUCACACCACCACCCUUUGUUCAUCUCCAACUACAACUACUGGUCACAGAAUAAGAAGCAGUGAAAGUGAUGAACUUGAUGGAACAUGCUUGUAUCUUGAAUGUAACCACAACUGUGAGACAACGACAACUACAGCACCUUGUACAACAACACGUCAGAAAAUAAGCCACAGUGAAAGUCAUGAACAUGCUGGAAUGUGCGUGACUCUUGAAUGUAACGAGAAAUGUGAGACAACAACGACUACGACACCUUGUACAAAAACAACAACACGUCAGAGAAUAAGGAGUAGUGAAAGUAUGAACGUGAUGGAACAUGUUGGAAUCUUGAAUGUAGUGACAUUUGUGAGACAACAACAACUAAAGCUCCUUGUACUACUACUUCAACGCCACCAACAACCACACACACCCGCACCCACACCACACACUGUGUCUGUCGUCAUGGGAAAAACGUCUACUGGCAAGGACAAGCAACUAAACAGAAACCUUCUUGCAGGUCAGAGAAUAAGCCACAGUGAAAGUCAUGAACAUGCUGGAAUGUGCGUGACUCUUGAAUGUAACGAGAAAUGUGAGACAACAACGACUACAACACCUUGUACAAAAACAACAACACCAACAACAAUAAAAAGCACACACACAACAUGUUUCUGUAUUUACGGGAAAGACCAUUUCAAGCCAGGUCAGAGAAUAAGAAGCAGUGAAAGUCAUGAACGUGAUGGAACAUGUUGGAAUCUUGAAUGUAACAAUAAUUGUGAGACAACAACAACUAAAUCACUAUGUACUACUACUACUACAACAAGAAAAACUAAAUGUCAGGAAAUAACACGUAGUACCGUUCAUGGAAAAUGCUACAAAGUUGUAUGUGAUGGCAAUUGUAGGGAACCACCUGCAACUGAGACACCUUGUACAACAACCAUAACACCAACAACUACACACACUAAAACUAAUACAACUACAAAAACUACAACACCAACAAGUACAACAACCACCAAGUCAUCCACUGUAACAACAAUCAGUACAACUACUCCAUGUGUGGACAAGCAAAUAAACAGAAAACCUCUUGCAGGUCAGAGAAUAAGAAGCAGUGAAAGUGAUGAACAUGUUGGAAUGUGCAAGAAUCUUGAAUGUAACCACAACUGUGAGACAACAACAACUACAGCACCUUGUACAAAAACGACCACACGUCACAGAAUAAGAAGCAGUGAAAGUGAUGAACGUGAUGGAACAUGCUUGUAUCUUGAAUGUAACCACAACUCAACAACCACAGAAUGUUUCUGUCAUCAUGGGGGAAAACGCUACUGGCGAGGUAAAGCAGUCAAUACUACCAUGUCUGUGUCUUCCGACAAGCAAAUAAACAGAAAACCUCUUGCAGGUCAGAGAAUAAGAAGCAGUGAAAGUGAUGAACAUGUUGGAAUGUGCAAGAAUCUUGAAUGUAACCACAACUGUGAGACAACAACAACUACAGCACCUUGUACAAAAACGACCACACGUCACAGAAUAAGAAGCAGUGAAAGUGAUGAACGUGAUGGAACAUGCUUGUAUCUUGAAUGUAACCACAACUCAACAACCACAGAAUGUUUCUGUCAUCAUGGGGGAAAACGCUACUGGCGAGGUAAAGCAGUCAAUACUACCAUGUCUGUGUCUUCCGACAAGCAAAUAAACAGAAAACCUCUUGCAGGUCAGAGAAUAAGAAGCAGUGAAAGUGAUGAACAUGUUGGAAUGUGCAAGAAUCUUGAAUGUAACCACAACUGUGAGACAACAACAACUACAGCACCUUGUACAAAAACGACCACACGUCACAGAAUAAGAAGCAGUGAAAGUGAUGAACGUGAUGGAACAUGCUUGUAUCUUGAAUGUAACCACAACUCAACAACCACAGAAUGUUUCUGUCAUCAUGGGGGAAAACGCUACUGGCGAGGUAAAGCAGUCAAUACUACCAUGUCUGUGUCUUCCGACAAGCAAAUAAACAGAAAACCUCUUGCAGGUCAGAGAAUAAGAAGCAGUGAAAGUGAUGAACAUGUUGGAAUGUGCAAGAAUCUUGAAUGUAACCACAACUGUGAGACAACAACAACUACAGCACCUUGUACAAAAACGACCACACGUCACAGAAUAAGAAGCAGUGAAAGUGAUGAACGUGAUGGAACAUGCUUGUAUCUUGAAUGUAACCACAACUCAACAACCACAGAAUGUUUCUGUCAUCAUGGGGGAAAACGCUACUGGCGAGGUAAAGCAGUCAAUACUACCAUGUCUGUGUCUUCCGACAAGCAAAUAAACAGAAAACCUCUUGCAGGUCAGAGAAUAAGAAGCAGUGAAAGUGAUGAACAUGUUGGAAUGUGCAAGAAUCUUGAAUGUAACCACAACUGUGAGACAACAACAACUACAGCACCUUGUACAAAAACGACCACACGUCACAGAAUAAGAAGCAGUGAAAGUGAUGAACGUGAUGGAACACUGGAGGGUCUGGUUGCAGGUGGGCCAAUUUGCACACAAACAACUACAGCACCUUGUACAAAAACGACCACACGUCAGAGAAUAAGGAGUAGUGAAAGUCAUGAACGUGAUGGAACAUGUUGGAAUCUUGAAUGUAGUGACAUUUGUGAGACAACAACAACUAAAGCUCCUUGUACUACUACUUCAACGCCACGUCAGAAAAUAAGCCACAGUGAAAGUCAUGAACAUGCUGGAAUGUGCGUGACUCUUGAAUGUAACGAGAAAUGUGAGACAACAACGACUACGACACCUUGUACAAAAACAACAACACGUCAGAGAAUAAGGAGUAGUGAAAGUCAUGAACGUGAUGGAACAUGUUGGAAUCUUGAAUGUAGUGACAUUUGUGAGACAACAACAACUAAAGCUCCUUGUACUACUACUUCAACGCCACGUCAGAAAAUAAGCCACAGUGAAAGUCAUGAACAUGCUGGAAUGUGCGUGACUCUUGAAUGUAACGAGAAAUGUGAGACAACAACGACUACGACACCUUGUACAAAAACAACAACACGUCAGAGAAUAAGGAGUAGUGAAAGUCAUGAACGUGAUGGAACAUGUUGGAAUCUUGAAUGUAGUGACAUUUGUGAGACAACAACAACUAAAGCUCCUUGUACUACUACUUCAACGCCACGUCAGGAAAUAACACGUAGUACCGUUCAUGGAAAAUGCUACAAAGUUGUAUGUGAUGGCAAUUGUAGGGAACCACCUGCAACUGAGACACCUUGUACAACAACCAUAACACCAACAACUACACACACUAAAACUAAUACAACUACAAAAACUACAACACCAACAAGUACAACAACCACCAAGUCAUCCACUGUAACAACAAUCAGUACAACUACUCCAUGUGUGCCCCAUACAAGCUGGCAGAUUUGUAAUUGCACCAAAGCUGUAUGUAAUUCAAAUGGUCAACUACAGAUUGUUCAGAAAUCUUGCACAUCUCCACCAGAGAUUACCUGUGCCAAUAAAAUGAAGCCAAUAGCUGUGCCUGAUGAUGACUCCUGUUGCUGGCAUUGGGAGUGUCCUUGUAUGUGUGGUGGUUGGGGAGAUCACUAUCUUACCUUUGAUGGAACCUAUUAUGCAUACCAAGGAAGUUGCUCCUACGUUCUUGUGGAAGAAAUUGUGAAAACAGUUGAUAACUUUGGCAUUUACCUCGACAACUAUAACUGUGAAGAUAAAACUGGUAUUACCUGCCCACGCAAACUUACUGUACGACAUAAAACUCAGGAAAUUACAAUUUCACCCAAAACGUUUACUCCUAUAAGCUUAGAGACUCGUGUAAAUGGAGAUCUCGUAUUGCUUCCGUAUACACAAUAUGGAAUAACAGUUUACCAAUCCGGAGUAUAUUUAGUAGUUGAAAUACCAGAGCUGCACACCAAUGUCACUUAUAAUGGUUUGACCUUCAGUAUAAUGAUGCCAUAUGGAAAGUUUUAUAAAAACACACAUGGACAAUGUGGUACUUGUACCAACAAUCAAGCUGAUGACUUUUUGAUGGCUAAUGGUAAAAUCACAACUAGCGCUGUAGCUAUGGCCGAUUCUUUUAUGGUGCAUAACCCAGACAAGCCUCGAUGCAAGAGCAUUCCUCCAGUACAUCCUAAAACUUGCAAAUCUCCUCUCUGCGAUCUCAUCAUGGGACCGGUUUUCCAAAACUGCCAUGCAUUCCAUUCACCAGAACCUUUCUACAAAGCAUGCCUUUUGGACAGCUGCAAUAAGGCCAAUUCAAACAAUGAAUGUACAAGUUUACAACAUUAUGCUUCAAUCUGCGGUGAUCGUGGUGUCUGCAUUCAGUGGAGAAGCCAUGCCUCAACUUGUCCAAUGACUUGUCCUUCUGACAAAGUGUAUAAUGCAUGUGGCCCAGCUCUUCCUAUAACCUGCCAAACUAUACCAACAGAUGCAAUGGCACUGAAACAUGACAGACGUGUUAUGGAAGGAUGCUUCUGUGCCAAAGGCAGCAUGCCAUUUAGCAUGGCAACUGAUGUCUGCGUAAGCAGCUGUGGAUGUGUUGGGCCAGACAAUGUUCCCCGCAAGUAUGGAGAAUCCUUUGAGUAUAAUUGUGAGACCUGCACAUGUUUGAAGGGUGGUCGUGGAAUAACCUGCCAAAGACACCAGUGCCAUCAUGUAAGAAAUGAGGAGUGUACUCGGGAAGGUUUCUACAAAGUGACUCAAAUCAGUGCUACAAACAAGUGUUGUGAAGAAACUGUAUGCAGAUGUGACCCAAGUCGUUGCUCAAAUACCUUCCCUAAAUGUGGGCCUGGAUUUGAACUUAAGGGGGGCAUCAAAGAAGGGCAUUGUUGUCCUACUUAUGUUUGUGAACCAAAACAUGUUUGUGUUAGUGGAAACGCUGAAUACUUGCCUGGAUCUCAUGUUUACUCAGAGAAGUGUGAGAGCUGUAUCUGUGAACAACAUAAAAACAACUUUACAAUAGCUUGCAACCCAAUUGUCUGCAACAUACACUGCCCAGCUGGUUUUAAGGUAAAGAAAAAUUCCCCAUCUGACUGUUGUGGUACUUGUGUGCAAACCAACUGUGUGGUGAAGUAUGGUGGAUCCAACCGACUUAUGAAUGUAAGUUCAGUCAUAGCUUAA